ACAUACUUAAUGCCUAUCUCAAUUCUUCUACAAUUAUAAUUUUGUGUAUAGCAAAUUUUACGUUUUAAUUACAUUUACCUGUUAAAAUAUGAUAUCCAAUAUUUACUUAUAAUUUUGGUAUAAAUAUUUUUGUUUUGUUAAAAACUGAGUGUUUUUAGGUUUUUGUCUUAUAAAAUGGCUUUUAGAGUAUUUAAAGGAUGUUGCUUACUGAAAAAUGUAGUUAAUAAUUAUGCAACUAGUUUACGAUUCAAUGGACUUCAUGUUUCUGUGAUUCAUAGAGAUCUGAUGGAAUUUUUUGAUGAUAAAAAAAAUUGGGCUGUUGAACAUGUUAAAGUUGGAAGAGCAUGGUCUAAAGAUGAAUUGCGUAUUAAAAGCAAUGAAGACUUACAUAAACUUUGGUUUGUUUUAUUAAAAGAAAGGAAUAUGUUACUUACUAUGGAAGAAGAAUGUAAAUCACAGUUUGAACUUUUUCCUAAUCCUGAACGUAUUGAUAAAGUUGAAUUAAGUAUGGCAAAUUUAGAAACAGUUGUUCGUGAACGAAAUAAAGCUUAUUAUGAUUUAGAAAUUGGUGAAAAUGGAGAAAGGCCAGGUGAAAUGGUGACAAAUCUUUUAGGAUUGAACUUUUUUUACCGUAAAUUUGAACAUUUAAUUCCUCAGUUUUUGAACAGAAAAUGGAGAGAAAAGCACACAUUUAAUAGAGUUAAUGGAAAUAUUGAAAAGUUCCAAAAAUUCUAUAGAGAAAAAAUUCAUAAUGAAAAAAGGAAAGCAAGAAACCGUGAUAAAAAUCAUGUUAUGCAUCUGAUGAAACGUUACCCAAAUUUAGAUAUGGAAGCGGUAAAACAACAAUUUCCUUCUGUGGACAUAGAAAAAAUUAAAGAUUACAAAAAAGCUCGUGGACAUUUUGCUCCUUAAUUACUAAUUAAAUAAAUAAGUAUUUAGAAUCAUGAAAUAAUUUUUUUUAUUAUUUUAUCUAUAUUAUAUUAUACUUUAAAAUUU
Messenger RNA from Daktulosphaira vitifoliae (grape phylloxera), 996 nucleotides. It is a transcript of the gene mRpL47, whose product is annotated as 39S ribosomal protein L47, mitochondrial. Bases 175 to 912 code for a protein of 245 amino acids. The record is from RefSeq and is a predicted model, not a curated record. NCBI's taxonomy places the organism in Eukaryota, Metazoa, Arthropoda, Insecta, Hemiptera, Phylloxeridae. Gene Ontology annotation, cellular component: mitochondrial ribosome; mitochondrial large ribosomal subunit. Gene Ontology annotation, biological process: mitochondrial translation. The transcript is spliced from 6 exons. Gene Ontology annotation, molecular function: structural constituent of ribosome.